GCCGCGCCAUGUGCCGCCGCCCGCCGCGGGUCCGCGCCGCGCUCGCCGCCGCUGCUGAGCGUGCGAGGGGCGGGCGGGCGGCGCGGCCGGGGCGGCCCGUGCGGCGGAGCGAGCGCCGGCAGCGCGGCCGCGGGGAGAGCGGGUCCAUGGAGCACAACCACCUCCACCUCCACAACGGCUCCCUCCUGGCGCACCACCGCUAUGGCUGCGGCUUGGGGUACGCACCUGUCGUCUACUACAGCCUGCUGCUCUGCCUCGGGCUGCCGGCGAACAUCUUGACAGUCAUCAUCCUUUCCCAGCUCGUGGCUCGCAGGCAGAAGUCCUCCUAUAACUAUCUUCUAGCUCUAGCUGCUGCUGACAUCCUGGUUCUCUUCUUCAUCGUCUUUGUUGACUUCCUCAUGGAAGACUUCAUCUUAAACAAACAGAUGCCUCAGGUACUGGACAAAAUAAUUGAGGUCUUGGAAUUUUCUUCCAUCCACACCUCCAUUUGGAUUACGGUUCCGCUAACGAUCGAUAGGUACAUAGCUGUGUGCCAUCCACUGAAGUAUCACACGGUCUCCUACCCCGCUCGUACUCGAAAAGUCAUUGUAAGUGUCUAUAUCACCUGCUUUUUGACCAGCAUCCCCUACUACUGGUGGCCCAACAUUUGGAUCGAAGACUACAUAAGCACAUCGAUGCAUCACGUCCUCAUCUGGAUCCACUGCUUUACCGUUUACUUAGUGCCCUGCUCCAUCUUCUUCAUCCUGAAUUCCAUCAUCGUGUACAAGCUGCGGCGAAAGAGCAAUUUCCGACUGCGAGGGUACUCCACAGGGAAAACAACAGCCAUUUUGUUUACUAUAACUUCUAUUUUUGCCAUACUUUGGGCACCAAGAAUAAUCAUGAUAUUGUAUCACCUCUACGUAUCUCCUAUAAACAACAGCUGGGUGGUACAUAUUGUGUCGGACAUCGCCAAUAUGCUAGCACUGCUGAACACUGCAAUUAAUUUCUUCCUCUACUGUUUUAUUAGCAAAAGAUUUCGCACAAUGGCAGCUGCCACACUGAAAGCCUUCUUUAAGUGUCAGAAGCAACCCGUGCAAUUCUAUACAAACCAUAACUUUUCCAUAACAAGCAGCCCUUGGAUUUCCCCGGCCAACUCUCACUGCAUCAAAAUGCUUGUUUACCAGUAUGAUAAGAAUGGAAAGCCUAUAAAAAUAUCACCAUGAAAAGGGCAAUAGUUGGAGUUUCUGGGUGCAAGUUCUUUUCAAGAGGUUACAUCUUCAGGAUGUAAUUUGCUGCAAUGGCUCUUUUGAAGAGUGGUCAUUUGAUUUCAUUUCCCUGGGAGACCGAGGGCAGAUCAGACUGUUAGGAGGGAAGAGGAGCACUUGAUUUUAGGAGCAAAAGCGAGAAGGCAAACGCCUCCCUCUCUUACACAGCAUUUUGAAUAUGCUUCAGAGUUCAAGUCUUAGUGUUCAGUCGCACUCCAACGUUUUGCAUCCCAGCACCAGUGCAGCCCAAAGUCAUUGGAGGGGGGAAGCCGCAACAGCAUUUAAUUACAACCUCUUAAAACACAACAACAAAACCUUACUUGACCAUGCAGUUCACUAUCGCCAGAGCAAACGGAUGCUUUUAUGUACCGUGGAAGGUGCCAGUUCUGGUGCGUGCACUUGCCAAAAAUGAUGUGUUGUUUCUGACGCGAAAGACCACCGCACACAGUCUUGCUGUCGAGACCUCGCUGCAGGAGGCGGCCUGCGAGACACGAACUGUGACAAGCCCUUUUGGCUCGUUUGAACAAGGCUCAAGGACCGAUACCGUACCUGUUGCAGCCUUGGCAUGGAAAGCAAUCCUGCAGGCUGCCAACAUUCAUAUGUUUUAAGUUGUUAUUUAAG
Grus americana (Whooping crane) is the source of this 1865-nucleotide messenger RNA. It is a transcript of the gene GPR139, whose product is annotated as G protein-coupled receptor 139. The record is from RefSeq and is a predicted model, not a curated record. Gene Ontology annotation, molecular function: neuropeptide receptor activity. Lineage: Eukaryota; Metazoa; Chordata; Aves; Gruiformes; Gruidae. The transcript has 2 exons. Gene Ontology annotation, biological process: G protein-coupled receptor signaling pathway. The coding region runs from base 9 to 1202 and encodes 397 amino acids. Gene Ontology annotation, cellular component: membrane.